AUGGCUGCGACUGAGCGCCAAGACGAAGGCGUCGCCAAGAACGCGAACACCUUCCAGAGCGACGCAGAAGAUGAGUCUUCAAAAGAUGCCCGGGUCUUGGAAAACCUAGGCUACAAGCCGGUGCUGCACCGGACAUUCAACACGUUCCACAACUUUGCGACAACGUUCGCUGCCCUCUACUUCAUUGGUGGAGUCCGAGUGACAUUCUCUACCGGCAUUGCUGCUGGAGGUAACCUGGCUUACUGGACGAGUUUCAUCGUAACUUGCGUCUUUACCUUCAUCACUGCCGCAGUCAUUGCAGAGAUCUGCUCCUCUCUACCCUUGGCGGGAUCCAUCUACUUAUGGGCUGCUGAAGCUGGCGGACCCCGAUUUGGCAGAUUCUUCGGCUUCAUCGUUGCAUGGUGGAGUACCACAGCAUGGACAACUUUCUGUGCGAGCAACACACAAGCCGCUGUGAACUACAUGCUUUCGGAGAUUGUUGUCUUCAAUCUCGACUUUCCUUCUGACUCCUCAAGCGUCAAAUUUCGCGCUGUUCAAUGGAUCACUACAGAGGUCAUGCUGGCCUUGGCUGCCAUCUGGAACCUCCUGCCUCCCCGCUACUUUAAAUGGAUCUUCUACUUGUCGACCGGGUUCGUGUUGCUGGACUUUGUUCUAAACAUGGUCUGGCUACCGGUCGCGACAAGCAAGAGCGAGUACGGCUUCCGAUCUGCCCAUGAUGCUUUCAUGACCACCUACAACGGGACCGGCGCUCCGGCCGGUUGGAAUUGGUGUCUCUCGUAUCUCGCUACUGCCGGUAUUCUCAUCGGAUUCGACGCGUCGGGGCACGUUGCGGAGGAGACCAAGAAUGCAAGCGUCGCUGCCGCUCGCGGCAUCUUUUGGAGUACCGUGGUCAGCGGGAUUGGCGGCUUUGUUGUCGUGAUAUUAUUUCUGUUCUGCGUUCCUGAUGCGGACACCCUUUUCUCUUUUGGCGGCGCCCAGCCAUUUGUACCAUUGUAUGCAGCCAUUCUCGGAGAGGGAGGCCACAUUUUCAUGAACAUCGUUUGCAUUGUCGCACUGUGGUUUAACACUGCGAUUGCAAUUCUGGCGGCGUCGCGUCUGGUGUUCGCCGUGGCACGAGACGGAGUUCUCCCUUGGUCUCCUUGGGUUGCCAAAGUUGUCGAUGGCCAACCCCGAAACGCCGUCUUGGUCGUCUGGGGUGUGGCCUCUGUCAUCACCUGCACGAUUCUUCCGUCAUCAGUGGCCUUUACUUCCCUGGUCUCGGCUGCGGGUGUUCCUUCAGCCGCAGCUUACGGUCUGAUCUGCCUUUGUCGCCUUUUCCUGACACCAAAGCAAUUCCCGAAGCCCGCUUGGAGUCUCGGACGCCUGAGCAAGCCUUUCCAGGCAAUUGCUGUCUUGUGGAACGGCUGGGUCGUUGCUGUGCUGUUCUCGCCCUAUGCUUUUCCGGUUGAGGCAUCGACACUCAACUAUGCUCCGGUCAUCAUGGGCAUCGUCACAAUCUUCGCUAUUCUUUCUUGGUGGUUCAUUCCUGCAGAAAGAUGGCUACCGUCUCAAAGAAUCCAGGAGACGUUGCUUGCGGGAGAACGUCCGGUUGAAGAGUAA
Colletotrichum abscissum is the source of this 1599-nucleotide messenger RNA. RefSeq lists its product as uncharacterized. The coding region runs from base 1 to 1599 and encodes 532 amino acids. The record is from RefSeq and is a predicted model, not a curated record. Lineage: Eukaryota; Fungi; Ascomycota; Sordariomycetes; Glomerellales; Glomerellaceae. Gene Ontology annotation, molecular function: transmembrane transporter activity. Gene Ontology annotation, cellular component: membrane. The transcript is spliced from 10 exons. Gene Ontology annotation, biological process: transmembrane transport.